GAUUUUCCUCGGACACCAAAAGAUAUGGGACCUACACCCCACAUGACUUUUGGCUGUAAUCAUGGCCUGCAGCGUCGCUUCUGCCUUCCUUCAUGGCCCCCCAGGAUCUAUCCUCCCUACCGGCAGAGUUACUGUUGGCCGUGACAGAGUUCCUGGAUGCGGAAACCUACAUCCGUCUGUCUCAAACCUGUAGUCUAUUCCGGUACCUCCUCUUUAAUUCUCCCCGAAGAUGGGCAUUCGGAGCGAAUCCAGACGUUCUGCUGACACAUUCAGGGCUUGACGUCACGUUUACGCAGAACCACGGUCCUGAUGCAUCGGACCUGCUGUACGAUUCGGUGAUUACCGUUUUGGAAGAGCGGAAUGGAACAGUGAGGUACAAUAGGGUGUAUCGCGGCUUGCGAUGCCGUGGGGACCGGUCUGUGGUCGGUGGGAUGCCGCUGUGUGUCUUGCCAAUUGGGUGGAAGCAACGUACGAAUCCCUCCAUGGCAUACUACGAAAUCAAAGUAACAAGUACACACGAUGGGACAUGGCGCAUUGGGUUAGCGAGAGAGGGCUACUCGUCUGUUCACCCUGUUGGAAUCUUGCCGUAUAGUGUUGGAUACUGCAGUGAAGACGGCUCUGUAGCUCUCGGUCAUCGGGACGGGGAACGCUUUCAAUUUGCGCCACCAUGGAAGAGUGGAGAUAUUGUUGGGUGUGGGUAUCUCGUUGAUCAGGGCGACACACUCGCAACGGUAUUUUUCACUCUGAAUGGCUUCUGGGUAGGUGAUGCACCGUAUGUGAUCACUAGCACGCCAUAUGACUAUCGGGAGAUAUGGUUCCCAGUCGUGACGUCCUCAGUGGGCUGCCAAGUGCAAAUAAACCUUGGACAAGAGCCCUUUGCGUAUAAGCUUGCGAACAGUAUGUCGGGCGCCACACAUUUGGCUACUAAGCGCUUGUGGCCGAGGCCAAGAUGCGUGGAUGCCACUUCAGCUACGUCGGACCUUGUCAUGGCACCUAAUCCCCUUCCUCACCCCUCCGACCCAUACAUUUCAGCCGUCCUCCCAUCACCCUACACACUCCACUUCCCAGAUAUUGGCUCCACAACAGCCCGCUCCUGCUUCUCAACAAAACCCAUCCCGCCACAGUUUUACUACGAACUCGUCGUACUGGAUCCUGGACCCAACUUUAACAGUUUUCUCUCCUUUGGCCUGGCCACAAAACCUUACUCUUCCUUUCAUCAUAUUGGAUGGGAUGCUCACAGUAUCGGCUACCACACCGAUGACGGACGGGUCUACCACGGAGCGUUCGCAAAAGGCAUCAAAUACGAUACAGAUCUGGAACUUGCUGGCGUGCAGCGUGGUACGGUGCUGGGAUGUGGGUAUGAUGCCGGGGUGGGGUCUGUGUAUUUUACGAGGGAUGGAAGGUUCCUGGGAACGGCUGGUGAGGGGAUUUGGGGGGAGUUAUAUGUGGCUGUCGCAGCGAUUAGAGCAUGGAAGGUGGAAGUUAAUUUUGGGAAACGGGCGUUUGUUUAUCAUCCGAAGGAGGAGGAUGUGGGUUUGGGACAGUCAUUUCCCCUCGUUCACCUUCAACACACGCCUCGAAUAUAAAGGUCCAGAGCACCCCGUACGUAUGAAUAUCCAACCCAACCAGAUUACUUUAAUUUUAUAAGAUGCCUCAUAUAUAGACUGUUUACUUAAGAAUGUCCAAGCAAUGCUAAUGAUGCAGCCAUAUGUAUAAAACGAAACCAUUAUAAUUUCGGUUCUAUCACCAAGAUGCA
Molecule: messenger RNA, 1756 nt
Organism: Spizellomyces punctatus DAOM BR117
Lineage: Eukaryota; Fungi; Chytridiomycota; Chytridiomycetes; Spizellomycetales; Spizellomycetaceae
Exons: 1
Coding region: 93-1586 (497 amino acids)
Molecular function (GO): protein binding
Source: RefSeq, a predicted model, not a curated record